Messenger RNA from Symphalangus syndactylus (siamang), 4833 nucleotides. RefSeq names its product F-box and WD repeat domain containing 2 (gene FBXW2). The record is from RefSeq and is a predicted model, not a curated record. Gene Ontology annotation, molecular function: protein binding. Lineage: Eukaryota; Metazoa; Chordata; Mammalia; Primates; Hylobatidae.
CGGAGCUGAGGGACGCGCGGAGAUGACGCAGGCAGCACCGGAAGCCGCUCCCCUGUGAGGCUGCGGACCGGGAGCAGCGGCCGCAGGUCCAGGCGCCAUGGCUGCGGAGCGGACCCGGCCGCUGCAAGGCUCUGGUGGCCCGAGCGUGCCUAGUAGCUGUGAACCCGGCGCGAGGUCCCGGGCCCCGGGGCGCUCGCUCAGGUCAGUGCCGCGCGGAACACGAUUCCGAGAGCAAGGGACCUGGGAGCAACCAAUGAGUUGAUGGGAUCUGUAUUUUAGAGACGGGAAAACAGGGUUUCGGAGUUACUGCCUCCAUUUCCUUAGCUGCGGAAUGAGUUAACAGUGAUGUCCCAGGGCUACCAAACGUUUGAAAGAUGAUGAAGUGUGAUGAGGUGGUUUAUGAAGUACAAAGCGCUAUACUGCGCCAUAAUUGUGGGUAUGCCAUGAAAACAGGUGUGUAUGUGGGGUGCUGCUUGAAGUAAAGCAAAGAUAGCAAUAUUAAUGCUAAGUAAUAAUGGUAACUGACAUUUACUGUAGGCGUACAGCGUGCCGGGUACUGUGCUAAACGCUUUACGUGCACUAUCUUGUUUAACCCUCGUAAAAACCCUUGUAGGUAAUGCUCUUCGUGGCUGUAUUUUACAAGUGAGGAAACAGGGCGUGAGACAGGUGAAGUGAUUUGCCCAAGGUCACCCAGCAACAAGUGGAGUUGCAGAACACAUAUUUUAUAAACAUUAUUUGUAUUCUUUCAAAGCUUUAAAAAAUUCACCUUAAAACUAAAGGCUGUUUUUUGAUAGUGUAUUAUACUUACAUGGUUUUCAGUUUUAAAAGGUAUACGAUAAAAAGGGACCCCUCAUUCCUAUUCUGCAGCUCUCCAGUUCUCUCUGGAGGCAACCAGGGUUAUCAGUUUCUUGAAUAUUCAGAAUACAUUUUAUGCAUAUAUAAGUUUAUAGGUGUGUAUACGUUGUCAAUGCCUCUGUGCUCUUUGAUAAGAAAAGAGGGGGAAAUGAAGCCUCCUUCCCUCUACCACUAACAAUUGUGUUGCUUUCACCCUUGACUAGGCCAGAUACUGAUAGAGGAGGAGGGGAAAACACAUUUACACUGUUUUCCGGAAGGUCCUGUCUCUAAUACCUCAGAGUAUAGGUUUUGGGAGAGUGGAUACUGGGCAAAAUAUUGAGCCUGCUACUUCCUGUGCCAUUCUGGGAAAGCCACUCCACUUCUUGAGCCGUAAAUUUCCUCAUUAUGUUAGCUAAGGGCGGCAUUACUGAUACCUUCCGUGAGGUUAUGAAGAUGAAAUGAGAUAAUGUUUACCAGUGGUACUUUUUCUUUAAAACCAAUAUAAAUAUGUGAGUUGCCUAGGUAACACAGGGAGUUAAUGGCAGAACCUGAGACCAAACCCAGGCUCUCAUUUUCCAAUUUAGGAGUCUUUUUGUUACAUGACCCACUUUGUGAUUAUUAAUACUGAAGGCAAGAGGGCAAGUUGAAUUUGUUAACUCUGAGACAGGGACGUAGGGUAAGGGGGCCAAACAGCAGGGAAUGUGGAUAGAAUAAGGCACCUACUGGGAAACUAGAGCCUCCAAUAAACAGGUGCUCUUCUUUAUAAAAUUAAACCCCUAAUAAGUUUGAGCCCUUGAGUUUUUCUUCCAGGUGAUUUGAAGAGAAACUUAGUGAUAAGAUGAUAGGGUCAAAAGAGAUGUUAGUGGUCAUGUCCAUUCCAGCCUUAGUGUCACAGAAAUCUUUCCUGCCAGAUAUUCAUAGUAGUAAAACUAACAAAAAGUACCAUUUGAGUUUUUACCCGCUAGACUGUACACUGUGCCAAGCAUGUCCCUGCUAUAUUUCUGAGUUUCACCCUUCAAGUUGGAUGAUGGCUUCCAUUUUACAGAUGAUAAAACUGAAGCUUAAAAGUUAGUUGGACAUGCCCAUAAUCACACAGGAAGUGGCUGAAUCAGUAAAACAUUUGACCUACCUCCAAAGUAUUUUCAUUUAUCACAUUCUGCCUCUGUGUCCAACUGUCCUUGACUGUUCGUGGUAAUGGGAAACUCACUACUCUGGAGGGAGCUAUUCCAUUGUUGGAAAGCGCUGAGAUUUAAAAGCUCCUCAGGUUGAAUUGAAAUCCCAUUUCCUGAGGUUUGUGCAACUAGUGUAUAAUAUUUCUAGAGGCUGCCUAAAAGAGUCCAGUUUAGACCUGUUACCUUAGAAAGCCCCCUCCAAAGUUAGUUGAUCCCUUUAGGAAAGUAAAAAUUGGUGUUUUUUAAAUAGUGCAUUCUGCAGUUAGUGAGACUUUUUUAGGGAAAAAAAAUGCCUUUUUCAGAAUAAUCAGAGGUGAACUGCUCAAUCCUACAAGGGAUUGAGUGGUUUAAAAGGCAAUCUAAGAGUCGGGAAGAUUUUUUUUAUUAGGAGUUAGGAGAAUAUAUAAAUCUCAGACAUGGCUGAACUUUUUAGAGGUGCUCUCUGAAAAAGCUUCUUCCAUAAUCUUUAGCGGUGUCAUGGGCACAUUAAUUUGGCAUUUUUUUUUUAAAUUUAAGUUCUAGGGUACAUGUGCACAACGUGCAGGUUUGUUACAUAGGUAUACAUGUGAAUUUGGCAUGUUAUAGUAUGUCUCUUAGAUAUUUAUGAAUGAUGGGAACCUGAUAAUAUUUUAAUGAGUAUUCUAAAUUUGCCUUGUAGCCAUUUGAAUAACAAUUUAACAAUUCAGCUCACUUAAAUACAAGCAUUUCUACAAUAGAUGUGUGUCAGCAUGUGUGUGUAUGUGUGUAUAUAUGUAUGUGUAGAUGUGAUGGAGGAAGCUUCUCAUACCACACUUUUCACUGUUAAAAAUGUUUCCGGAGCAGGUGUGUGGUUUGUUGUUGUUGUUGUUGUUGUUGUUGUUGUUUUGAGACAGAGUCUUGCUCUGUCGCCCCGGCUGGAGUGCAGUGGUGUGAUCUCGGCUCACUGCAAGCUCUACCUCCUGGGUUCACGCCAUUCUCCUGCCUCAGCCUCCCGAGUAGCUGGGACUACAGGCGCCUGCCACCACACCCAGCUAAUUUUUUGUAUUUUUAGUAGAGACGGGGUUUCACUGUGUUAACCAGGAUGAUCUCGAUCUCUGGACCUCGUGAUCCGCCCGCCUCGGCCUCCCAAAGUGCUGAGAUUACAGGCAUGAGCCACCGCGCCCAGCCUGAAAAAUGAAACUCUGGAUCACCUGAUUAGUCUGAGUGGGGCAGUCCAGCUCAGGCAUCUCUCCAAUAACCUAGAGACUCUCCUCAAGCGGGACUUCCUCAAACUCCUUCCCCUGGAGCUCAGUUUUUAUUUGUUAAAAUGGCUCGAUCCUCAGACUUUACUCACAUGCUGCCUCGUCUCUAAACAAUGGAAUAAGGUGAUAAGUGCCUGUACAGAGGUGUGGCAGACUGCAUGUAAAAAUUUGGGCUGGCAGAUAGAUGAUUCUGUUCAGGACGCUUUGCACUGGAAGAAGGUUUAUUUGAAGGCUAUUUUGAGAAUGAAGCAACUGGAGGACCAUGAAGCCUUUGAAACCUCAUCAUUAAUUGGACACAGUGCCAGAGUGUAUGCACUUUACUACAAAGAUGGACUUCUCUGUACAGGGUCAGAUGACUUGUCUGCAAAGCUGUGGGAUGUGAGCACAGGGCAGUGCGUUUAUGGCAUCCAGACCCACACUUGUGCAGCGGUGAAGUUUGAUGAACAGAAGCUUGUGACAGGCUCCUUUGACAACACUGUGGCUUGCUGGGAAUGGAGUUCCGGAGCCAGGACCCAGCACUUUCGGGGGCACACGGGGGCGGUAUUUAGUGUGGACUACAAUGAUGAACUGGAUAUCUUGGUGAGCGGCUCUGCAGACUUCACUGUGAAAGUAUGGGCUUUAUCUGCUGGGACAUGCCUGAACACACUCACCGGGCACACGGAAUGGGUCACCAAGGUAGUUUUGCAGAAGUGCAAAGUCAAGUCUCUCUUGCACAGUCCUGGAGACUACAUCCUCUUAAGUGCAGACAAAUAUGAGAUUAAGAUUUGGCCAAUUGGGAGAGAAAUCAACUGCAAGUGCUUAAAGACAUUGUCUGUCUCCGAGGAUAGAAGUAUCUGCCUGCAGCCAAGACUUCAUUUUGAUGGCAAAUACAUUGUCUGUAGUUCAGCACUUGGUCUCUACCAGUGGGACUUUGCCAGUUACGAUAUUCUCAGGAUCAUCAAGACUCCCGAGAUAGCAAACUUGGCCUUGCUUGGCUUUGGAGAUAUCUUUGCCCUGCUGUUUGACAACCGCUACCUGUACAUCAUGGACUUGCGGACAGAGAGCCUGAUUAGUCGCUGGCCUCUGCCAGAGUACAGGAAAUCAAAGAGAGGCUCAAGCUUCCUGGCAGGCGAAGCAUCCUGGCUGAAUGGACUGGAUGGGCACAAUGACACGGGCUUGGUCUUUGCCACCAGCAUGCCUGACCACAGUAUUCACCUGGUGUUAUGGAAGGAGCACGGCUGACACCAUGAGCCACCACCGCUGACUGACUUUGGGUGCCGGGGCUGCGGGUUUUGGGUGCAACCUCUGCGGCAGCCGACUGCAUGAACCAAAGUUCUCACCUAAUGGUAUCAUCACGCAGUGCACAAUCAUUUAUCUAUGUUUGCCAGGGGCCAGGGCUCGGGGUGGGGGAGGGCUUGUUUUAUUGACAUACAACGCAGCAUGCUAAUGGGGUACACCAUUGACUUCAUUUGUACUUAGUUAUGUUGGUCAGUGUAAGAAGAUGCAUUUUGGGUUCAUCUUUCUUGAGUGGAGUAUUGGUUUUAAGUAAAGAAAGUUAAAUGAUCCAUUAAUCUGCUAAUUGGUUGCCUAUGAAAUCACAUUGUCUGUUAUUAAAGCUUUUUACCAUA